This is a messenger RNA of Osmia lignaria (orchard mason bee), 1462 nucleotides long. The record is from RefSeq and is a predicted model, not a curated record. Lineage: Eukaryota; Metazoa; Arthropoda; Insecta; Hymenoptera; Megachilidae.
CGAGCAUAAUCCAUGUUUUAAUCGAGAAAUCAAUUAGAUCGUGAAUAAUUGCGCAAUCACUUGAAGUUUUGUACGUGUUCUGUAUCGAUUUUAAAUAUUUUGCAAUGUUAACUUAAUUGCAAUUAACGAUGAGAUGGAGAUAAGCUUAGCAGAAACGGAUGAAAUUAAAAUACAAAAUGCUAAAUUAAUCCAAAGUUUGGGUCUUAAUGACGAUAAUUCAAGAUCUCCAAUCAAUUUGGACAUUAGUUAUAUGAAAGUAAUUGAAUUGAACCCUUUGGAAUGGAACGGUAUCGAUAUAGCUCCACGAAAAUUGAAAAUUACUAAUACAGGAUAUACAGUGAUAAUCAGCGCAAAAUGGCAAGAGAGACAUCCUUAUAUUUCCAAUGGACCAUUGCCGGGAAAUUACACGAUCUCACAAAUUCAUUUUCAUUGGGGAGAAAAUGAGAUGAUUGGUAGUGAACAUACCGUCGAUGGUGCAAGAAUGCCCAUGGAACUCCAUGCUGUACAUUUUAAGGACGAGUACGAUUCAUUGGAUGUAGCACUUCGACGACCCGACGGAGCCAUAGUUUUAGUAUAUUUUUUUAAGUUACAGGAUGGACCAAAUGAGUUCAUGGAAGAAAUUGUAAAAAACUUGAGUUCUAUUCAAGAAGCCCAUUCCUCUGCUCGCCUAGUUCCCAGAUUUCUAACAGAAAUUCUAAGACCAUUCAAAGAAGAUUACUUUUUAUACUGGGGUCCAAUAGUAACAGCGGAAAAUGUGCACAGAAUUCUGUGGCUAAUCUGCAGAGAACCAAUUGGAAUUACCUCUAAACAAAUCGCCGAGUUUCGUACACUGCACAACGAAAGAAAUGUGCCCAUACUGUCAAACAUACGUCCUCUGCAAGAAGUUAAGGAAGAAAACGUCUUCCAUGUUUGUCCAUCAGGUUCGACGUAUGCUUCACUAUUACCACUUCCACGAGAUGUGGUAGCCAAGCAAACAGAUGAAACGGACUGAAAAUGCUGCAACUACGGUUGUCAUUGGAAACAGUCAUCAUGGACUUUGAUGAAUCGCAGUCAGGAUACAAGGAUUCACAGUCGGCUCCACCUAGUCCUAGAACCGAAGCCUUUACAGAGUCCAGCAUUGCCGACCAGGGAGAACCUUUCAACACUCUGCCGGAUAUCCAACUCAUUCCUAGACUGGAAAAGGUUGAUUCCAUGUUUAUCGAAUGUAUGCACCCAAAUUUUGCGUGCAUCACGUGUUUGCGUGGAGUGUCGAUUGUCCUCGCAGAGGAUCCUUCGGAUGCAAUUUCCGGAAUCUAAAUCAGCAACUAGAGCAGCUUCGAUACUCCUCAGCACAUUGUAAGACAAUUCAUUCAAUUCCUCGUUACUCGCGUACGAAAAAGGUAAGGAACCUGCAUCCCUCUUAAGACGUUUAGCUGCGGUUGCCAUUGUGACUGUGGUUGUGUUCAUGUUAGCCUAUAAAAAA